UCGGCCUUUUGGCUAAGAUCAAGUGUAGUAUCUGUUCUUAUCAGUUUAAUAUCUGAUACGUCCUCUAUCCGAGGACAAUAUAUUAAAUGGAUUUUUGGAACCAGGAGUUGGAAUAGGAGCUUGCUCCGUCCACUCCACGCAUCGACCUGGUAUUGCAGUACCUCCAGGAACGGUGCACCCCUUCGGGGGAUCUCUAAUACUGGUUCAAAAGUGAGAAUACGUCUAAAUUCUGUUGUCUAGGUUGCUGGCUGAUCUUUUGGAAUACCUGGAACCAAUUCCUAAGAUUUUCGUGGCCCCUCACAGAUGUCUGUAACUGCAGCUUCAUGUUCUCCCAGUUUGGCCUUCUGUAUUCAGUCCGAGUCUUCCCGAACGCUGCAGUGGCCCGCCCCGGCUUCUACGCCAUCAUCAAAUUUUACUCAUCGAGAGACGCGCAGAGAGCCCAGAAGGCAUGCGACGGGAAGCCUCUGUUUCAGACAUCUCCAGUCAAGGUUCGUCUCAGCACCAGACACAAGGCACAGCAACAUCAGGCCUUUGCCCUAAACAGCUCACGAUGCCAAGAACUGGCAAAUUACUACUUUGGUUUCAAUGGAUGGUCAAAAAGGAUCAUUAAGCUGCAGGAGCUCUCUGGACUGGAGGACGACACUCUCCCGGUGCCCGUGCAGAGGCAGAGCCUCAGGUUCCUCUGUGCUGUCGAGGUGGUGCUGCCGCUGUACGGGUGCAGGAGCCCUGGAGUCGGCGUCGCUGAGGAACCUCUGCAUCAGCUGGAGGAAGGACAGUCAUCAUAUCUGAUGAGAAGGAAGACAGCUCAGAAGCUCGCAGUCCAGAGCGCUUUGUCAGACGCCUUCCAGAAGCUGGCCAUCGUGGUUCUGGAAAGCGGUAAGGUCGCGGUGGAGUACAGACCCAGUGAAGAGUCCUUGGAUGCCACAAGUGAAGAACUGCACGGUUUAAUCCAGGUGCGCUGCCUUCCUUGGAAUCAGUCCAGCCAAGGGGAGGAAGAAUGUCUCUCGGAUUUCAGCUUGGAAGAGGAAGAAUGGAAGCUGCAAGAGCUGCACUAGCAUCCUGACUGUCAGAUGCCCUGCCUGCCCUCUGACUUUCUUGGGAAGUCCUACAUUUCUGGUCAGUGGGCUGCCGGCAUCCCCAAUCGUGAGGCCCAGAUCUUUCCUGGUGCCUUGAAAGAGGUCUAGGGAUGCUAGGACACUAUCACUAUGGUGGGAAAAGGUUCCCCCUGCAAAAUGGAACUGGGCCCCAGCUAAUAAAGGCUGCCUAACAAAGGUU
Mesocricetus auratus (golden hamster) is the source of this 1275-nucleotide messenger RNA. It is a transcript of the gene Rdm1, whose product is annotated as RAD52 motif containing 1. Gene Ontology annotation, cellular component: nucleolus. The record is from RefSeq and is a predicted model, not a curated record. The transcript has 7 exons. Gene Ontology annotation, molecular function: RNA binding. Lineage: Eukaryota; Metazoa; Chordata; Mammalia; Rodentia; Cricetidae. Bases 324 to 1055 code for a protein of 243 amino acids.